Molecule: messenger RNA, 534 nt
Organism: Durusdinium trenchii
Lineage: Eukaryota; Dinophyceae; Suessiales; Symbiodiniaceae
Source: the annotation of a GenBank genome assembly
AUGCCUAGUGAGCAUGAUCGCGAAGCUGUGGAUGAAGCAUCGUCGCCCUCGAGCGCGGGGCAAUUUGUUGCGAAGGUGAAUCGCUUGAGUUUGGGCUCCUCGAGCGACAGCGAAGGUGAGAGACCAGCACGGAACGGCUGCCCCAGGGCCGACGCAUCUCAGGAGGCCCCUUCCUUCCGCACACUCACUGCAGCGACGAACGCCGACGAUCUGGCACCGUCAGCCUUCAGCGGUGCUGAAGCGCAUGUGAGUGGCACAUGUCGACCAUGUGUCUUUCACCCCUCUGCCGUCGGCUGCAGCCUGGCGGACCGCUGUUGCUACUGCCACGAGAGUCACGUGACGCGUCGCUCCUCCGUCCGGGGCAUCCGCAAGCACACGCGCGAGCGGAUUAAGGAACGGGUCCUACCUUUACUUGCGCCUCCUCGAGAACUGGAUGCCGUGCGGGAGCAGCUGCAGCUGGAAGCCUUGCGACAUCCCUGGGCACGGCGACUAAUUCACAAGUGCUUAGAGAAGCCUCCGGACCAGUUGCAAUGA